GAGUACGAGGGAGGGCAGACAGGGACCAGGAACGCCCCAGCCCCCAGGCGGACAUCUAGCGGCUGCACCCAAACCAAGGUUGUCUCUGAUAAACUAAAACGAACUUCCAUACUUCUCCUCGCCGGCGUGAAAUCGGAGAGCAUCGUAGAAGCUCGAAGGUUCUUGAGCGUCGAGAAUGUCGAAUCUCCCUCAAUCGCUCUCCAUGAGUGUUGCGUUUGGAGGUCCUGGUCCUGGUCCUGGUCCGUCCAUGCCCAGUGCCUCUGGAGCUCCACCGAACAAGGAGCGUAAAAUGGCUUCUUCGGAGCAGUUGGUGCUCGACCUCAGCAAUCCGGAUCUCCGGGAGAACGCUCUACUUGAACUUUCGAAGAAGAGGGAGUUGUUUCAAGAUUUGGCCCCAUUGUUAUGGAACUCUUUUGGAACCAUUGCUGCCUUAUUGCAAGAGAUUGUAUCAAUAUAUCCUGUUCUUUCACCCCCAAAUCUAACACCUGCGCAGUCGAAUAGAGUUUGCAAUGCUCUUGCUCUUCUUCAGUGUGUAGCCUCUCACUCAGAUACAAGGAUGUUGUUUCUCAAUGCUCACAUACCGUUGUAUUUGUAUCCUUUCCUUAACACAACAAGCAAGUCAAGGCCUUUUGAGUACUUGCGCCUUACUAGCUUGGGUGUCAUCGGUGCGUUGGUGAAGGUAGAUGAUACUGAAGUAAUCAGUUUUCUUCUGUCAACUGAAAUAAUUCCUCUAUGCCUGCGUACCAUGGAAAUGGGAAGCGAGUUGUCAAAAACAGUUGCAACAUUUAUUGUGCAGAAAAUUUUGCUGGAUGAUGUGGGGUUGGAUUAUAUUUGUACUACAGCUGAGCGAUUUUUUGCUGUUGGUCGAGUUCUGGGGAAUAUGGUAGCAGCUCUUUCUGAACAGCCUUCCUCUCGUCUGUUGAAACACAUAAUCCGAUGUUAUCUUCGGUUGUCCGAUAACCCAAAAGCUUGCGAUGCCUUAAGGAGCUGUCUUCCAGACAUGUUGAGAGAUGCUACUUUCAAUGGCUGCCUCCGGGAUGAUGCAACCACUAGGAGGUGGCUGCAACAGUUGCUACACAAUGUAGGAAUGAGUAGAGUUCCAGCACUUCAGGCAGGGGCUGGAUUUGACCACAUGAUGGUGAACUAGAACUCAAAUGUCCUAACGGAGAAACCUUUCUCCGAAACUCUCGACUAGAGGGCGUGACUAAUAGAACAGACUCGAGUGGACUUCACAUUGUUGAAAUGAAUCUCAUACAAUUCAUCCUUAAAAUCUGUAAGUCAAUCCUAACAUUGGGAUCUGUCUUUCCUGGAAAUGGGAGAAAUGAUGAGGAGGUAAGACAAAAAGUUUCCCUUCCAAUUCUCUCAACUGUUACUAUGGUAAAAAUAGGUAAACAUAGAUAGGUGUGUUGUGAUUCAUAUUUAAUUUAGCCAAACCACAGUAUGGAAAGAAAAUAUUGUGUUGUAUUUUUAUAUGAUUUGUCAUGCACUUGAUUGGAAAGUCGAGUAUUGUGGAUUUUUCGAUAGUCGUUGAGAAUGGAAAGAGUGACUCAAUUUGUAGUUAAUUAUACACUCUAUUUUAAGGCGUAAAUCAUUGUAAA
Cucurbita pepo subsp. pepo (vegetable marrow) is the source of this 1598-nucleotide messenger RNA. RefSeq lists its product as uncharacterized. Gene Ontology annotation, biological process: mRNA catabolic process. The record is from RefSeq and is a predicted model, not a curated record. Gene Ontology annotation, cellular component: CCR4-NOT complex. Lineage: Eukaryota; Viridiplantae; Streptophyta; Magnoliopsida; Cucurbitales; Cucurbitaceae.